AUCUGCGAGUGCAGAGCCAAAAAAACCCCCAGAUUCGCGAUCCAAACCCUCCCAGAAAAACACAAACAUCAUCAAUCCAUGGAAGAGAAGCGCCGUGACGCCGCCGGAGCUCAGCCGCCGUCAAAUGCCGACGCUCAGGCCGCUGAGCCAUCUUCUGCUCGGCGCCGCGGCGGAGCCCAGAAGAGAAAGGCCAGCAGCCUCGGCGGCUCCACCUCUUCAUCCACGCCGUCCAAACGCUUCACUCGCGAGAAGGCUAUGCUCUCUCACCCUCCGAUCCACAAUGGCCCGUUGACCCGGGCCCGCCAGGGUCCAAGCAGCCUCGGUUCGGCUUCUGCGUCUGGGGCUGCCGUGAAGCCGACGGUAGCCAAGCGGCCCGACCCGGUGGGAGAGGCGGUGGCAGAGCUGGUGAAGAGGGAGAGCGAGUUGGAGGCUCUGGAGGCUUCUAUGGAGGCUGAGUUUGAAGCCAUUAGAUCUCGCAAUGCGAAUGCUCAUGUUGUUCCAAGUCAUUGUGGUUGGUUUUCAUGGACAAAGGUUCACCCCAUUGAGGAGCAAAUGUUGCCAUCUUUCUUUAAUGCGAAGUCUGAGACGAGAACUCCUGAUGUAUACUUGGAGAUACGUAAUUGUAUUAUGAAGAUAUUCCAUGCGAAUCCAGGCGUAUUUAUUGAAUUGAAGGAUUUGUUGGAGCUUGAAGUUGGCGACUUUGAUGCUAGACAAGAAGUAAUGGAAUUUUUGGACCAUUGGGGUUUAAUUAAUUUCGACCCGUCCCCACCAACAGGUUCUGCUGUGGCCAGUGCCGAGGGUGAUGGGGUGGCAGAAAAGGAUUCUUUGGUUGAUAAGUUGUAUCACUUUGAAGCAUUACAAUCACGCUCAUCAGUUGUUCCAAAGACUAAUAUAACAACCCCAACUGUGCCAUCUGGGUUGUUUCCUGAGUCUGCAAUUGCUGAAGAGUUGGUGAGGCCUGAGGGGCCAGCUGUUGAGUACCAUUGUAACUCUUGUUCAGCUGAUUGCUCACGCAAGCGCUACCAUUGCCAGAAGCAGGCAGAUUUUGAUCUAUGUACUGAUUGUUUUAGUAAUGGGAAAUUCGACUCUGGUAUGUCUUCAUCAGAUUUCAUUCUUAUGGAGCCUGCUGAAGCUCAUGGGGUAAGUGGUGGGAAGUGGACGGAUCAGGAGACUCUCCUUCUCCUUGAAGCACUAGAACUUUAUAAAGAAAACUGGAAUGAGAUUGCCGAACAUGUUGCAACAAAAACAAAAGCUCAAUGUAUAUUGCACUUUGUUCAAAUGCCAAUUGAGGACACCUUUCUUGAUUAUGAGGAUGAUAUUGAUGCUAGUGCAAAAGAAACUGCAGAUCCUACUUCAACUGACAAUGAAUCAUUGGCCCCCAAGGAUGCCCCCGAAACAACAGAGAAUAAGACUGGUGCUAGUGAGAGUGACCCCCAAACUUCCCCAGUGGAAACUUCAAAAGAAGUGACUGAAGUAUAUGUUGGACAAGAUACUUCAAAGCCAGAGGAUGUAAAUGAAGUCAAAGUGGGUGAGGAAACUUCAAAAUUGGAAGAUACUGGGGAAUUGAAAGUUGAUCAGGAGACAGAUGAGAGCUUUGCACUGAAUGCUCUUAAAGAAGCGUUUGAAGUUGUUGGUUAUCCUCCAACAUCUGAAGGUCAACUUUCAUUUGCAGAAGUGGGAAACCCUGCCAUGGCAUUGGCAGCAUUCCUUGCACGUUUGGUGGGACCUGAUGUUGCUAUUGCUUCAGCGCAUAAUUCUUUGAAAUCCAUAUCUGCCAGUUCUCCUGGCACUGAGCUGGCUGCAAGGCAUUGCUUUCUAUUGGAAGACCCACCAAGUGACAAUAAGGAACAAGCUGGUCCUGAUAGUGUUGCUGCUGAAGUGCUGAAAGACAAAGUCCAGGAAGACAUAGUCGAUGAAGACAAAAGCGAGAAAGAAGAUAACGCCACCUCAGGUUUAGAAGAUAAAGAUUUAUCAAACGAUAAAGGUGACAAGAAACUUGAAAAACCUUCUCCCGAAGAAAAGUCACAAUCUGCAGAAGAACAGGAUGGCAUAGUUUCUCAUGAAGAAGUAGGAGCUGAUAAUUUGAACAAAUCAGACAAUUUAGAGUUACCAAAGGACCAAUCACCAACUACUGUGGGGAAGUUGGAUGAUUCAAAACUCGAGGCAGAUAAUCCACCAAGUUCUGAGAAGGAGUCAGGAGAGGGAAUUUCAGUAGGAAAGCCUUCUGAACCUACAGACACACCUAAGGAUGUGGAUAUGUGUGAUUCACUUCCCUCAACAGAGGAUGAGCCUCAGCAGCCAGUUACAUCAAAUUCAGUUGAGGAACCUCCCCGUUCUACAGAGGCAUCAAAAGAUCUGGAUGUGUCCAAUUCUCCGGCUUCACAAAUAAAUGAGCCUCAGCAACCGGUUACUGCCAAAUCAGAAGAACCUCCGCAACCUACAGAGGAAUCAAAGGAUGUAGACAUGGUGUCUGACCCUCAGCCCCCAGAACAGGAUGAUUCUCAGCAACCAGUUGCAUCGAAUACAAUGGUUGAAACUGGAGCAAGUACACCUUCCUCUCUCCCUCUCUUCUCACACCCAUGCACACGCAGACACAGGGGUGAGGAUCAAACUAACGAUGGUAAAAGUGAAAAACAUGACACUACAGAGACAAAAGUGGAUCAGAAAAUUGAUAAACUAAAGCACGCUGCAGUUUCUGCAAUCUCAGCAGCUGCAGUGAAGGCAAAACUUCUAGCAGAACAGGAAGAAGAUCAAAUCCGACAACUUGCAGCAAUGUUGAUAGAGAAGCAGUUGCAUAAGUUGGAAGCGAAAUUAGGUUUCUUUAGCGAGAUGGAAAAUGUUGUAAUGAGGGUGAGGGAGCAAUUGGACAGGUCAAGACAGAAGCUCUACCAUGAGCGGGCACAGAUAAUUGCAGCCCGCCUUGGCUUACCAGGUUCCUCAUCUAGACCAAUGCCAUCGUCAAUGCCUGCCAAUAGAAUGGCCAUGAAUGUUGCAAACUCAGUUCCAAGACCCCCACUAAACAUGACUUCCCUAAGGCCACCUAUGUCAAGACCCAUGGGGCCAACGGCUCCAACCUCAAACCAAUUUUCACCCACAGCCUUGGCAGGAAGUUCAGUAAGGCCUCCCAGCCAGGACAAACUUUCUUCAGUCGGGUCGAAGUAAAACACCCGAGAACAUGUGAAUAUAAUUAAUCCAUUCCUGUGGAGCGGGGUGAUCACGUAUCUUUUGUACCAAAUGAGUUCGAGAACGGCAGAUUCGGGAAUGCUUUUUAAGAAGUUAGAUAUUGUGCUACAACUGAAAAAGCCUCUGCCCAUGUUGCCAAAAUUGCCAUUGAUAAACAAGACAAAGGGCUUUCUGGAGAGAUUUUCAGCAAUCCACUAUGCUCUGUUUUGUAACAUUAUCUUUAAGCUCUGUAAAAAUUGUAGGGUGAAAUGCUAAGCAAAGGAAAAAGGAGGGAAAGUUGGGCGAGGAAAGAUUUUUUUUUAUUUUUUAUAAAUAUAAUUUAUGACCACCGACCACCCCGAAAUCCCAUAUUUAAAAUGCUAUUUAUGAGUCUUGUGUAAUUGAGUUUCAAACGAUCUGAUGUGCUCCA
Molecule: messenger RNA, 3592 nt
Organism: Prunus avium (sweet cherry)
Lineage: Eukaryota; Viridiplantae; Streptophyta; Magnoliopsida; Rosales; Rosaceae
Gene: CHB3
Product: DNA-binding family protein
Molecular function (GO): protein binding; zinc ion binding
Source: RefSeq, a predicted model, not a curated record